Molecule: messenger RNA, 1723 nt
Organism: Musca vetustissima
Lineage: Eukaryota; Metazoa; Arthropoda; Insecta; Diptera; Muscidae
Gene: SLC5A11
Product: sodium-coupled monocarboxylate transporter 2
Exons: 9
Coding region: 2-1723 (573 amino acids)
Biological process (GO): transmembrane transport; sodium ion transport
Cellular component (GO): membrane
Molecular function (GO): symporter activity
Source: RefSeq, a predicted model, not a curated record
GAUGAAGGACUUUCAAGAAUAUGGUCAGUUCCAUUUCCAUUGGGCCGAUUAUGUUGUAUUCGUGCUGAUGAUUGUUUUAUCUACCGGAACUGGUGUUUACUAUGGCUACUUCAGAAGAGAGAAAGCUGGCAAAAAGAUACCACACGCUGAUGUGGAAGCAACCAAAGCAAAGAGAACAACAGAUUUUGGUUCCUCAAAAAUGAAUGAAUACCUUCUGGGAUCACGAAAAUUAAAAAUAUUUCCGGUAGCCAUGAGUUUGGUCGGUAGUUAUGUCUCAGGUGUUACCAUACUCGGCACCGUAUCGGAAAUCUAUAAUUUUGGUACCCAGUAUUGGCUAAUCAUUGUAUCAAUUGUAUUUAUGGCCAUUGCUGUGUCUAAAGUGUAUUUGCCGGUAUUUGCUGCCCUUCGUGUUGGGUCCUCCUAUGAGUAUUUAGAAAUGCGUUUCAAUUCAACUAUUCGGAGUAUUGCUUCCAUAAUGUUUGUAAUGGAUGAAAUUUUCUUUUUGCCAAUUAUUUUGUAUGUACCCGCAAUAGCAUUUGGCCAAGUGACUGGCAUAAAUAUCCACAUUGUUAGCGGUGUUAUUUGUGUCAUUUGCGUUUUCUAUACCCUAAUUGGUGGUAUCAAGGCAGUUGUACACACAGAUGCCUGGCAAAUUAUUGUAAUGUUUCUAUCAGUGGUUGUUGUUGUGAUAUUGGGAACAAUUUAUGCCGAUGGUUUUACAGAUAUUUUCAAAACUGCUGCCGAUGGUGGCCGUAUUAUAUUUGCAAACAUUAACCCGUCCCCAUAUGAACGUCAAUCUUUGUGGGCUGUUUUAAUUGGUGGAUUUUUCUAUUGGACUUCAUUUAAUUCCGUAAAUCAAACAAUGGUACAACGUUAUAUGUCACUGCCGACACUGAAGAAAGCUCAAUGGUCUGUUGCCAUAUUUACAAUUGGUAUUAUACUGUUUAUAUCUAUUUGCUGCUUUGCUGGAUUGUUGGUGUAUAAUUUCUAUAGAAAUUGUGAUCCAUUGACUGCUGGUUUAAUUGCGAAUGACGAUCAACUAUUGCCGGUUUAUGUAAUGCAAACAGUUGGUAACUUACCUGGCAUUCCUGGUCUAUUCAUUGCUGGUGUCUUCGGUGCUGCUCUAAGUUCCUUGUCUGUUGUCUUAAAUUCAACAGCUUUAGUUGUUUUAGAGGACAUUGUCAAAGGCUGUUUCCGUUUUAAGCUAUCGGAAAAAUCAUCUGCCGUAGUUGUGAAAACAUGCAUUGUGAUCUUGGGUCUCAUAGCCGUCUCAUUGGUAUUUGUGUUGGAAAAGUUAAGCGGCAUUUUAAGUGUAGCCACAUCGGUAACUGCUAUUGCGGCAGGCACAACAUGCGGUCUCUUCACCUUGGGUAUGCUGGUACCUUGGAGUAAUCAUAAAGGAGCUUUGGCUGGAGCUAUUGCCGGUGCCAUUAUGUCUGGUUGGAUAUCGUUCGGUUCACAAAUAUCGUUUGCCAAAGGUGAUUUAGUAUCGCAAAAACUUCCAAUAUCCGUAACGGAUUGUCCGGCUAAUAUGACUCUACCCGAUGAUACAUAUAUUGAUGAAUCGGAUGUAUUUCCAUUGUAUAGAUUAUCAUUCCAUUGGAUAAAUCCAAUUGGUAUAGCAUCAACGGUUCUUGUUGGUACUAUAGUGUCAUUUUUAACAGGACCGACAGUGGUGAAAAAGUUGGAUGCUGAUGUUUUAUCGCCUGUUAUUCACAAGUAA